CACAGGCAGGCACACAGGAUGUGAGGUGGACAAGGGGUCAAUAUUGACUCUGGGACUGUAAAACUGCUGUCAUAAGGUCUACUGUGACGUGGUGGCUGAAGUGCUGUGCAGUGGUGCUGUGGUUUGCGUGUCUUUUGGGGGUGAACGAUCGUUCGCGAAUUGGGGUCACCCACUCAACUGACGUCACAAGAGUGGUUAGCUUGAGGUCUCUUCUACGUUUUUUUUUCUUCUUUUCCUUCUUCUUCUUCUUCUUCUUCCUUCUGCUUUUUGUCUGCUUUUCCCGCUUCUUCUUUUUCUAAAUUUUCCCGCUUUUUCUUCUUCUUCUUCGUCGUGCCGUUAGCAGCUCCUGCCUGUAAGAGGAUGGACAUGAUGACGUCAGCGAAAAUGAUGACGACGCUACUUCUGGCAGCCAUUGUGACGUCACAACUGGACUGUGUGACGCCACAACUGGGUUUUGGUGCGGCACAGCACUACGGUCAUGGCGAAGUGAGGCAUGGCGCCACAUCGGCGACUUUUUCUUCAUCAUCAUCAACGUCCACGCCAUCGUCGUCAUCUGUCGAUGAAAGCGUGGAAGGAGAAGAUGGCGAUACGAAUGAUAAGGACGGCGCUAGUGGAAGAGGUCAAGAGGUCAGCAAGGAUCAAAGUGUUGAGGGGAACGUGAACUCGCUACAGAUGUCCAAUGACAGCUCCGUACAGGAAGUUCCCAGCGCAUACGGGACGAGCCAAGAGGAGACCGUUUUGGAAUUGUAUGUGGAUCUAAUGAUGGGCGGCUACACAGUGCCUGUUUUCUUUUCCAAGAAGGUUUUCAAGAA
Molecule: messenger RNA, 812 nt
Organism: Aplysia californica (California sea hare)
Lineage: Eukaryota; Metazoa; Mollusca; Gastropoda; Aplysiida; Aplysiidae
Source: RefSeq, a predicted model, not a curated record